This is a messenger RNA of Cryphonectria parasitica EP155, 557 nucleotides long. RefSeq names its product vacuolar ATP synthase subunit G (gene VMA-10). Gene Ontology annotation, cellular component: vacuolar proton-transporting V-type ATPase complex. Lineage: Eukaryota; Fungi; Ascomycota; Sordariomycetes; Diaporthales; Cryphonectriaceae. Bases 6 to 353 code for a protein of 115 amino acids. The record is from RefSeq and is a predicted model, not a curated record. Gene Ontology annotation, molecular function: proton-transporting ATPase activity, rotational mechanism. The transcript is spliced from 6 exons. Gene Ontology annotation, biological process: proton transmembrane transport.
UCAUUAUGUCUGCGCAGAACUCGGCGGGCAUCCAGACCCUCCUGGAGGCUGAGAAAGACGCCUCCAAGAUCGUCCAGAAGGCACGAGAAUAUCGGACGAAGCGCGUCAAGGAGGCUCGUGACGAGGCCAGGAAGGAAAUAGACCAGUACAAGUCGAACAAGGAAGAGGAAUACAAGAAGUUCGAGGCCGAGCACUCACAAGGAAAUAAGAAAGCCGAGGAAGAAGCAAAUAAGGAGGCCGAGGAGAAGAUCAAGGAGAUCAAGGAGUCGGGCAAGAAGAACCAGGACAAGGUCGUCAAGGACCUGCUGACUGCUGUAUUCGAGGUCAAGCCUGUGGCUCCUACAUCGGCGUGAUUGCUGGGCUGGUGUUAAGAAAAGGACGACUGGAGUGCACCAGGGAGGUCGUGGAGGCGGGGUCAGAGGCAACUUGUCGCCCUCAAGGAGCGGCUGAUCUCUGGAGAAAGGUAGAAACAUACGGGGAGCUGUGUGUAUGGAGUACCGUAAAACUCGGAAGGCGAGCGACAUAUAGAUCUAUGGUUUGAAUUGCAAUAUGUUGUG